UCAACAAACCGAACUGGGGAUGGCGCAGAAGUUGAAAUGUGGAAAAUUACAGGAUCUGCGAAAAUGUAUAAGGGCUGUGCAGUUGUCCGAUCAGACGUUAGAAUCAGACGAUUUUCUUGUGUUGGCGGUGCAAAGAUACUUGGCUGACCCGAAACACUGGGCACAGGUUGGGAUAUGUGAUGGAAAUCAGAAAGAUAUGGUCCUGGAUGUUAUAGAGGUUGUACUGACUGAUGGGGAAUACAAGGUCAAGGUGAUACUGGCUCCAGAGCUUAACAGCCUCAUACAGACAUGCCAGCUACAGGCAGGCAGCCAUAUAGUCAUAACAUCAGCACAUGUUCACUUUGAUGAGACAGAUAUAGACAGCGGUAAAACUGUGAUAGUGAAGGGGCUGACAGUGACUGGGUAUGGGACCUUGCCAGGCGAUAAAGACCUGUCAAGGCUUCAGUGGGCAGAUGACUGCAGCCCCCACGAGCAGACAUGUUUACCCCUUACAUCAUCCCGGGGGUAUCACGUCAGUGUGUGGUCCACCAUGGAGAUGUGUGGGGACUGCUGGAAAAUGGAAGCAACAUUAUCGGGACUGCCAGAAGGAGUUGAGGCCAAGGAUAUAUAUGGCAUCAAGGAUCUAGCCAGGAGCUGGGGGAGUGUCCGUGCCUCCAACCCAGCACUGCUUGUCCGUGUACAAGUGAAGAGCAGGAUGAUACAUUAUGCAAAACCAUCCAAAAAUGACAAGUGGCCUUUUCAGGCCCACCUGUUGGUAGCUGACAAGACAGGGGCAUGUACUGCAGUGUUGUGGAAUGCAAUGUGUCCCCAACUGUACCAUAGCAUUAAAGAGGGGACUGUUUUGUUCCUGAGGAAAUUCACUACCAAGAAAAGCUUCAAUGUUCCGAGGAUUAAAGCAGCACUGAAGAACACCCAGUUGUUUGACAUUGACCUCAAUAUCAACAGUCACCACCCGGAGACUGAGGUCAAGGUCAUUCAUGAGUCAAGGUUACCUGAUGGAAUAGAACUGCCCAAUAGGCUGUAUAAUUUUGUGAACCGGAGACAAGUUGGGUGCCUUCCUGACAAUCACAUAUGUGACAUUGCUGGCAUGGUGACCUAUGUAGGCAGAUAUGAACGAGAACCCAUCAACAACAAGUUUGGUCGUGACACUGGUGGUUUCUGGGUGCGACGCUGGAUACAGCUACAAGAUGGCACCAGUUGCAAGCCAUUCCAUCUGCAAUUGUACAAAGUUGCCGAGAUAGCUGUAAUUGGAUUCAAGAUCAUUGACUUGGGUCUUCAGUUCUUUCAGUCUGGCAUCUUUUGGAUCUGGACCAGGAUGGCCAAUCAGGUCUGUCACCACUCUGUGUGA
Dreissena polymorpha is the source of this 1348-nucleotide messenger RNA. RefSeq names its product RPA-related protein RADX-like. The record is from RefSeq and is a predicted model, not a curated record. Gene Ontology annotation, molecular function: single-stranded DNA binding. Bases 20 to 1348 code for a protein of 442 amino acids. The transcript is spliced from 11 exons. Gene Ontology annotation, biological process: double-strand break repair via homologous recombination; regulation of DNA repair. NCBI's taxonomy places the organism in Eukaryota, Metazoa, Mollusca, Bivalvia, Myida, Dreissenidae. Gene Ontology annotation, cellular component: replication fork.